Molecule: messenger RNA, 4133 nt
Organism: Caenorhabditis auriculariae
Lineage: Eukaryota; Metazoa; Nematoda; Chromadorea; Rhabditida; Rhabditidae
Source: the annotation of a GenBank genome assembly
AUGUCAUAUCGUCUGCUUUUGAAGGAUUUCAACCCAGGUGAUGCUGAAGGAACCUGCAUUCUUUGUGAAAGAAAAUUUAUAUUGAAGCGUUGAGUUUCUCUUCAAAGUAUCUUUUGAAUUGUUCACCUAGAUGGCACAAGUCAGGUUAUCCGUCAUUUCAAAAAAAUCCACCCGGAAGAUCACCGGCUUUUGCUCGGCUCUCAAGAGUUUGACCAGGUUGUCAGUGAGCCUCCGAAAAAGAUGAAUCGACCUUCCAGUAAAGGUUAGUGGACUUCAGGACUUUUGUAAGAAAGGAAAUUGGAGGAACCAUCAUGGAUCUACCCACGUUGAUUUCCAGAAAUUUGGCUCGUUUUCUCUCCACUUCUCUAUCCAACUUCUCUGCUUUGGAAAACGUUCACUUGCUGGGUAAAUUUUCGAAAUAAAGAAAGGAAUUUCGAAAAGUCAUUUGGACACUUUCAAAUUUUUUGUUUUGUGAAGAGGCGUUCAACCUUGCUUCAUCGGGGAGCUAUAAGUUGCCCAAUCAACGCGAAAUGAUGAAACUUUUGCGGAAAAUGGCCAAUGAUCAUCUUCACUACGUCAGAAACACGAUUUCGCUCAUUCCCGAAGAACAAAGGGUAAUUCUCGCAUCAAAGCUCACGUUCUAAAAUCUGUUAUUUGGGUUUCUUUGACAGUGGAUGUCUGGAAGAGCUGCCAAGGAACGAAAAAUUUGAUCUCCGUGACAUCUCAUUUCAUCCUUGAAGCAUUUCAGAGGACCAAUUUGGUGUGUCCAUUACUCUAUUAUUUCUUAAUGUGGCCUUUUUUUAGCUGUUAGGGGUGGUUUCUCUGCCAAACGGCGUUCAACCAAGCGUUGAAAACUGCUCAAUAGUUUUGAAUGAAAUCGUCGGAAGAUGUGGAAUCUCUUCAUCUCAAAUCGGCUUUAUCACCAGCACCUAUGAGUUCCUUCUACCUGAAACCUUCAAAGCUCACAAUAUUCCGAGGUUCUCAAUUUUCCUCACGCUCAAUGAUAAUUAGAAAUAUCAAACUAAAUAACGACUUCUUUCAGAAUUCCUUGCUGGCAGCGAUUUGUGGGCAGGAUAUUCACAGAUCUUCUCACUCCUUUCAAUCAAUUUGUGGAGAAAUGUAUGAAGACUCUCUUUGUCUUAAAUCAAACAAAUCGAAUAAGAGACCUCCCGGAAUCGUGAGUUCCCCUCGUCCAAGACUCGAACCUUGAUCAGACUUGCUAAGCAGAAUGAAGUUCUUGUUAACUUGCCGCCGCAAUCCGAAGCUCACGAUUGGCAAAGAGUUUUUGUUUUGUUCCGUGCUUUGAACUCAAAUGUAGGUUUUGUGAUCAAAAAACAUUGUCAAGUUUGGUUUUUUUUUUCAGAACAAAUUCCUGAAAAGCAUGGAAAGGGAUAACUUGACAUCUUUUACGCAACACGAAUGUCUGCAGAUUUCUUUCCUCUGUAAACUCUUGGAAAGUUAUGCGAACGCGAUGGAUAAGGUGAAAAGAAGCUCCUUACAAGGGAAUCGUUUUCAGCUCCCGAUUAAACUUACUAGGGACAAGUUUGGAGUUGAAAACUUUUGUGGCUUUCUAGGUAAGAUCUCUUAGAAUCAAGUUUUCCGUAAACCACAUAGGCUUAUGAGAAAAGGCUUUUCAAAGAAACUGAAAAUAACUUUUAAUCACUCUUUUAAUUUUUUUAGAAAAAAAAUGCAAUUGAAUCAGAAGACAGAUUUUUUUGUCAAUUUUAUGACAUAAGAAGUGUUUUGUCUUUAGGAAAAAUGCGAAAAAAUAUUUUCCCUCGACAAGAAUCGAACCUACUCGAAAAGUUAAUUAUAUGACUAUCCUUAUAACCACUGCGCCAGGUCAUCUCGUUGAGAGAGAAGGUCCAGGCGCGUGCAGAAAAAUUCUGGGAUUUAUUUGAGAAGCUUUUUCUCAAAAGCCUGUGUGGUUUAACGGAUGAUCUCUCGUUUCUGAAAGCUCUUAGCAAAGUCUGAAAGCCGCCGUAGUUUCAACUUGAUACGCGUACCUGGGCCUGAGUAGUUCCCUAGUUAGAAGAAAAAGGGCCGAACUGUACUUCAGAACCGUUGACAUCUAGAAAUAAAACAAGAGGAGACAUUCUUAAAUAUAUCUUGUAAGAAGUUUUAUGCGCCCAAACCACCUCAAGAUUUAAUGAUAUUAAAUUUUCCUUCAUACGAUGUUUUUGUUUUCUUGACCCACGAUUCAAAAAAGAGACAGAAAAGCGCAAAAAUUAGCGCAAUUUUGACCGCUUCGUAUGCCGCGACGCGGCCACAGGGCCUUCAAAAGCGGCUUGCCAGCUUAACUUUAAAUGAAUCAAGUGCUUCAAACAACGAGUUUGUUCCAUUGUUUGUGCAGUUUGCAAAAAGUCCCCGAAAAACCUACCAAGUAAUUGUUACAUGUUCCGUAAUUUAGUUUAGGAGGCUCUGAAGUUCACAUCAGCCAAGUUUCAUUAACAUUCCAAAAGCGUGCUGAAAACAUUUACCUUGUUAGUAAUGUUCGCGUUGCUUUCUUUUGACUUUUUCGAGCAUCUUUUGUCAACAGGUGGCUCCGGAAAACGCUUCACUCAGUAUAUUCCUACCGGCUAUCUCAAAAAUCCGCUUUGGCCUACAAGCUGUGAGCAGUCUUCUGAAAGAUACGUCCUGUGAACUUCACCCUUUCUCCGCCGAAGUUGAUCACUUCCUUCAAAUCUUUUGCGAGAGGUUGUUGAUCAGACGCCGUUUCAGACGUAGCAAACUGACUCUAGAACCGAAAAGGUCAAAGAUCUGCCGUUGUUGCGGUUCGCAGUGUUGCUCGAUCCUCGGUUCGCUUUUUCAACCUUAUUCAGCCCCAAAGAGUGGACUGAAGUCUGCGAGCUUUUCUCACAACGCUAUGGGAAUGAAGGUUAAUAAUUUUAAUCUUUUUCUCUUUUUUGAUACUGUACCUUUUUAGACGACCUUUUUGAACUUUUGAAACAACCGAAAAUAGAGGUAGAUGAGGAAACGGUUGCUUUCGAACUUGCUUCAGAGAAGAAUCUGAAGACAAGUUCUUUUUCGGUUGGUUUUUUCGCCACUUUAAAGAUUCGACUUUCAAAAAUCUUUGAUUUGCACUCAGAUGGAUGAACUGCACAGUUACAAAGCUCUUAUUGAAUGUGGAAACCGUUUGGCUCCCACCGACUGCCCUUUUUCGUGGUGGAACGACCAUUCCGGUCAAUUCCCAGGACUUUCUGCUGUGGCCAAAGAGUUCCUCGCUAUUCCUCCUAGCGCCAUUAAUUCCGAACGAGUCUUUGAGUUCGUAGAAACUUUUUUUUAUUAAAUGUCCUUUUCUGAAUGUUCUAGUCUUUAGGGAUGAAGAUUUGAACAUCAGUGACUUAAAGUCAAGAAAAUUAAUCGAUGUGAGUACAUGCCGUUGCAGAAAGUGCGCUUUGCUCUCGCGCGACUCUUCGGAGUGGCCGAACUCCGCGAGCACAGUCGAGUCCAUGUUGCUGAUCUCGCGAGAGCAUGAUGACGACGUCAGGUGAGGCUAUUCUUCUGAACUUUCAAUGUGAAGGUGUUCAGAAGCCAACAUCUCGUCGACAGUCAACCGACUCUACGGCCCGAAAGCGAAGACGAAGCCGAUGAAGAAGAAUGUAUAUUUCUCUCACGAAUACAUUAUCACUGAUCUCUAAAUUCUCAGAGAAGCUUCUAGACGAGAGCUUCUGACCCCCCUUCUUCAGAAAGCUCUUGAAGUUUUAUUCAAAUAUUUUUUUAACUUCUCAUAGCAAUACGAAAUUCACAUAUCAUGCAACAAUUUUAGCGGUUUUUUUAAAUCGGGUCAUGUUGAUAAUCCCUAAUUCAUUGUUUUUGUUUCUUAUGUUUUUUUGGUAAUUAAUAAUAACCUAUUUAGUUUAAAGAAAAGCUAUAAAUGAACUACCAUGUAAGGUCGUACUCGAAUAAGAAGUUUCCGUUUUUGGGAAUUCUUAUAGAAAUUCAAAGAAAAGACCCUCGCUGAAAUCUUGGGGGCAAUGUAUCCAGACGGCCUUGCCAGUCGUCUGAAACCCAACCAAAUCAAAUGUUUGAUUGCCCGAAGUGUGAAUUCGAAUUCAUGGGACCUGACAAAUGGUUUGAAGAGCGAGAGAGCACUGGAAGUGGAGAGAGCCAUUGCACGCUCCGCUCAUUAA